AUGGCUGCCUCAGCUCUAGUUUCUUUAUCCAAGAAAAUUAUCAAACCAUUCUCUCCAACUCCUUUUUCCGAAAGAAUUUACAAGCUUUCCUUCAUUGAUCAAUUCAAUAGUACACAAUAUAUCCCCUUAGUGUUCUUCUAUUCCAAAAAUAAGGACAAUGUAGUAACACCCUCAAUUGAACCAAGUGAUAUGUGUAAGGUUAUUGAGAAUUCCCUUUCAAAAACUUUAUCUGCUUAUUAUCCUUUUGCUGGUACAUUAAGAGACAAUGUUCAUGUCGAGUGCAACGAUAUCGGUGCUGAUUUUUUCAAGGCUCGAUUCGAUUGUCCCAUGUCUGAAAUCCUUAAAAGUCCCGAUACAAAUGUCAAAGAAUUAGUAUAUCCUAAGGAUAUACCAUGGAAUGUUGUUACAUCUAAUAGAAAGUUGGUCACAGUUCAAUUUAACCAAUUUGAUUGUGGAGGAAUAGCUCUAAGUGCAUGUGUAUCACACAAAAUUGGAGAUAUGUGCACAGUAUCCAAAUUUUUACAAGACUGGGCUGCAAUUGCUCGUGAUUCGAACUUAAAAUUGUGUCCUCAAUUUAUUGGAUCGUCCAUUUUCCCACCCACAAAUGAACCUGUGAAUGAGCCACCUAUUCAAAAAUGUGUUACAAGAAGGUUAGUCUUUUCAAAUCAUACAUUAAGAUCACUCCUCUCUGAAUCAUCACAAGUGAAAAAUCCAACUCGGGUAGAAAUACUCACAGCACUUACUUAUAAAUGUGGUAUGAAAGUGAAUUCGUGUUCAUUCAAGCCAUCUAUCUUAUUCCAAACUGUGAAUUUAAGAUCUCUUAUUCCUCUGCCAGAUGAUACUCCUGGAAAUUUUAGUUCUUCCCUUUUUGUCCCUACAUAUAAUGAAGAAGAAAUGAAUUUAUCAAGAUUGGUUAGUCAGCUAAGAAAGGAAAAAGAACAACUCGUUGCUAACUACAAAAUGUGUAAAGGGGGUCAAGAUUUGGUUUCAACAACAAUAAGACCAUUUCAAGAAAUAAGGAAGUUGUUUAAGGAUAUGGAUUUUGAUAUGUAUAGGUGUAGUAGUUUGGCUAAUUAUCCAAUAAAUGAUUUAGACUUUGGAUGGGGUAACCCUAAUAAAAUAAGUUUGGCGGACGGUGUAUUUAGAAAUACUUUUCUGCUAUAUGAUAACAAGACAGGAGAUCAAAUAGAAGCGCAGAUAAGUUUGGAUGAGGAAAGUACAAUGUCUGCAUUUUUGAGAGAGAUGGAGCAGCUUCUUGAAUUUGAAAUUUUGCUAUGA
Nicotiana attenuata is the source of this 1278-nucleotide messenger RNA. RefSeq names its product acylsugar acyltransferase 3-like. The record is from RefSeq and is a predicted model, not a curated record. Lineage: Eukaryota; Viridiplantae; Streptophyta; Magnoliopsida; Solanales; Solanaceae. The transcript has a single exon. Bases 1 to 1278 code for a protein of 425 amino acids.